Messenger RNA from Alternaria incomplexa, 2373 nucleotides. RefSeq lists its product as uncharacterized. The transcript has a single exon. Lineage: Eukaryota; Fungi; Ascomycota; Dothideomycetes; Pleosporales; Pleosporaceae. Bases 1 to 2373 code for a protein of 790 amino acids. The record is from RefSeq and is a predicted model, not a curated record.
AUGCAGUCACUCAACAAGCUCUUCCCGCCCAUUAUAAUGGUCACAUCAUCGUCGUCUGCCGCGGAUACGCCCUCAACAUCUCCAAACGUCGGAAGCGUACUGCGUACCUCCGCGACUUCGAAGCUCCAUGUUGAGAUGAUUGAAGACGACGAUGACGAAGACUGCGAGUGUCCUGCUUAUAUUAAGUCGCUCGGUCCUAAGUUCCGCGGAGUCGAGGAGUUGGUCACUCAUCCAAAAGCAGGCGACGAUGGCUUUGGCUUGCUGAACCACAUGGCUUCGUCCUCUCUGAGCUCCAAUUUCGACUACGAGGGUGAGCUCAAAGACUACAAGCAUAUCCAAAGGAUUCUCUUGGAGAUGGGCGGCGAAUGCGAAGCGCUCGCUGAUCUCCCAUACAUUCACUCUUACUUCCGUGCAGAGAUGCCAGAUGGCAGCAAGAUGAUCAUGGCAAAGCUGUAUGAUGCAUAUGCGAAACACCAGACAGGAUAUCCAGCUUUCCAGGGUAACAAAGUCGGCGACGAGGUUCUACAGAACGUCUUGGACCUAGCAUGCGAUGUGUCCAAGCACAUGCCACAUUUGCUUCUCCUCAAGAAGGACGCAGCUAUUGUGGAUGAAGAAGAGCCUCGCCUGAACAUUGGUUGUUUUGAGCAUCCUCGGCAGUUUCCAGCAGUGUGGAAUGAAGACUUUGACGAGAUUCCGUUGCCUCUUGGAGAAGAACUUGUGGUUAUCGGGCUAAGUCGCUCCGGUACCCAACGCACGACCACGUACGAGACGAUGAAAGUUCGCAAGGAUAUGCCAGCCGAUCCAAUAGUAUUUUCAUCUUGUCAAAAAGGCUUUGAAGCAGCCCGCGCGCUCGCAGAAUAUCAGAACGACGAUGAGCAGAUUCGCCGAGCUACACCAAUCCCUGACUGCGACCGGCCUUGUUUUGAGGGAGGAUUACCACUAGACGACGUACCAACAGCAGAGUGGGACCAUCUUUACGAUCUUCCAGGCGAAAACGAUGGAUUCGUCCAAGGCAUCCUGGAUAGACUGGAGAAGCUACGCGCUGAACCCGAGAAGUACGAUCGAUUAGUCGCAAAUGAUUCACACGAGUAUGCGGCCGGCAGUAUCCUUGGAGAUCGAAAAGGUCUCGAAGAGAGCAUGAUCGCUGGACUCUGGAACAACUUAUACCAUCAAGAGGAGUGUGACACCGAGGCACUACGCGAACAGGGGCUGCUCGAUCCCGAAGAUGACUUUGGCGACAACCCAGAGUACAUGAAGGCGAAGCAACUGUGGUGGGAGCAGAAGAUGGGCAUCCGCGGCACUGAAGCUAUUGUCCGGUAUCACAUGAAACAUAUUCGUUCACGACGACGCCCCAACCGAGCUGCAUACUUUUUGACCGAGGAAGACGAUGCCACUCUGAAUCGCAAUUCGCCAGAAUACCCAGCAUCGCGUGCUAAACCCGUGGAGGUUCCUCAAGAAUAUCGAAUCUACAACGAGCUUCAUGACAGCCCAGUGGAUUGGAAGGCAAAGUCUGAACGCUGGAUUCGGGUGUGGCGUGUCUCAGUUACCAACAUCGUCCAACACGACGACUUCGACGAGGAGUGUCGCGAGCCCUACGAUGCGCUCGUGGAGUACCAAGACAGCCGCGAACCGGGCUGCGAAGCGCACGAAGAGCCAGAAGAGUUUGCACGCCCACUACUUGCGGGGCGCCGUGUUCCUACCAUGGCUGCGCUGCAGCGGAAACGCAGCGAUUCGGGUGUUCAGCUAGAUAGCAUCACUGGUCCCGUUGGCCUAAAUGCUGGUUUCAAUUGUGCACCCGGCAAGAUUCCCGCGGCUCCUCCGCUUGUCAAUCACAGCGCUUCUGUAUUGAACUCUACAGCUCGCACGUCAGGCGGACUCAUGGAGCAUAUCCUGAAGGUUCGCGAUGAUGAGGAAACCGAUCCGGCUGACGCGGUGGCUAAUGCGCCUUCUCCAAAUUUCCUUAAGGCGUUCCUGGAAAAGAAGAAGAAUCGCAAUGCACCUUCUUCAAAAUUUCUCAGGGCAUUCUUAGAGAAGAAGGCCUUUGGAGGUGUUGUUAAAUCCAGCAUCCAAGUUCCGCCUGGCAUUCUCGCCGACUAUUCGGCAGUUGAGGAUGAACUUCGUGAUCAAGAAUCAGGCAUGCCCUGUAACUUGAUGCAACACAAUGCACCCGGUCCUGUCCCCAUCCAGGGACGCGUCUGGGUACGCUCAUCGAACCCCGAGAUGAGCCGUGAACAAAAUCGCGAACAGCAGGUCACUGUUCGGGAUGGUAUCGCUCUGACCCGGCCGAGAAAUGAUGCGGAGAACCGGUUGAUGGAUUUACUGCAUCUACCUGUCAGCAAGGCUGACUCCAUACAUCGCCCUCGAAGGGAAUGA